Molecule: messenger RNA, 1272 nt
Organism: Abrus precatorius (Indian licorice)
Lineage: Eukaryota; Viridiplantae; Streptophyta; Magnoliopsida; Fabales; Fabaceae
Product: gamma carbonic anhydrase 1, mitochondrial-like
Exons: 5
Coding region: 140-955 (271 amino acids)
Source: RefSeq, a predicted model, not a curated record
GGUAAUAAAUGUAAUUGAAGAGGGAACAAGCAGAAUAGGUGGCGCCCGCGAGAGAGAUAGCAUUCGACUAAGUAGAGAGAAGAGAAGAGUAGAUCGGUGCGGAGUGAGUGAGUGAGUGAGUGAGUGAGUGAGGUAGCAGAUGGGAACGUUGGGAAGAGCUUUCUACGCCGUCGGAUUCUGGAUCCGCGAGACCGGCCAAGCCCUCGAUCGCCUUGGCUCUCGCCUCCAAGGCAAUUACCUCUUCCAAGAACAACUUUCUAGGCAUCGACCUCUCAUGAAUGUAUUUGACAAAGCUCCUUCCGUUCAUAGGGAUGCAUUUGUGGCCCCUAGUGCCUCCCUCGUCGGUGAUGUUCACGUUGGCAAUGCUUCGUCCAUUUGGUAUGGAUGUGUCCUCAGAGGUGAUGUUAACAGCAUUAUUAUUGGAUCUGGAACUAAUAUACAAGACAAUUCUCUUGUUCAUGUUGCUAAGUCGAAUUUGACUGGAAAGGUGUUACCGACUAUCAUUGGAGAUAAUGUCACUGUAGGUCAUAGUGCUGUGUUGCAAGGAUGUACUGUUGAGGAUGAGGCAUUUAUUGGCAUGGGUGCAACAUUGCUUGAUGGUGUAUAUGUUGAGAAGCAUGCCAUGGUUGCUGCUGGAGCUCUUGUCAGGCAAAAUACAAGAAUCCCCUAUGGAGAGGCUUGGGGAGGUAAUCCGGCAAGGUUCUUGAGGAAGCUCACUGAAGAUGAAAUGACCUUCUUCUCACAAUCUGCCUUAAAUUACUCCAGUUUGGCUCAGGCUCAUGCUGUUGAAAAUGCGAAAAAACUUGAUGAGACUGAAUUUGUAAAAGUUCUUAACAAGAAAUUUGCUCGUCGGGACGGGGAAUAUGAUUCAGUGCUGGGUGUUGUUCGAGAAGCAUCUCCAGAACUUAACGUUCCGGAUAAUGUUUUGCUAGACAAAGUUCCAAAGGCCUCUUAAUUUUUGUUUUUUCAUUUUUCCUUUUUUUUUUUAGCAUCUUUUAUGGGCAAUUUUCUGGAGAGUGGAUGCUUUUGUUUCCAAUAAGUUUGGGAGCUCAUACUGUUAUCUCAAAUAUUAACAUGCUGCACGUCUUGGCGUAUGGCUUUACUUAUCUCUGUACUCAAUUAGAAACCUUACUUUUUGUUAGUAGAUAAUGACUACAGUGAAACAAUUUGAUAAUGCUUCAGUCAUCCAGGGAUACAUCUACAGUUUUAUGGCACUGUAGUUGGACAUGUAUUUUAAAAUAAAGAUUAUCAAUUCAUAUACGCUGGUUGAAC